CAAGGAAUCAUAUUACUGCAAGAACUUUGCUGAAACAAAGAAGAUAUAUUGGACAAAUGGGAAAUUAUAAAUCUAGACCAACCCAAACUUGCACUGAUGAAUGGAAGAAGAAAGUUAGUGAAUCAUAUGCUAUAAUCAUAGAACGAUUAGAAGAUGACCUGCAAAUCAAAGAAAAGGAGCUGGCGGAACUGAAGCAUGUUUUUAGCUCUGAUGAAGCCUUCUGCAAAGUCAAUUUAAAUUAUCGCACAGAAAAUGGGCUCUCUCUCCUUCAUUUAUGUUGCAUGUGUGGGGGUAACAAAUCACAUAUUAGAACUCUUAUGCUAAAAGGAUUACGCCCAUCCAGAUUAACAAGAAAUGGAUUUACAGCUCUGCACUUGGCAGCUUAUAAGGACAAUGCAGAACUGUUAACAGCACUGCUGCAUGGUGGAGCCGACAUUCAGCAAGUCGGGUAUGGAGCUCUGACAGCCCUUCACAUUGCCACAAUUGCUGGCCAUCAUAAGGCUGUUGAUAUUCUUUUGCAGCAUGGAGCUUAUGUGAAUGUUCAGGAUGCAGUUUUUUUCACCCCAUUGCAUAUUGCUGCAUAUUAUGGCCAUGAAGAGGUAACCCACCUCUUACUAAAGUUUGGAGCUGACGUGAAUGCAAGUGGUGAAGUUGGAGACAGACCUCUCCAUUUGGCUUCUGCCAAAGGUUUUCUCAACAUUACAAAGCUCUUGAUGGAAGAGGGAAGCAAAGCUGAUGUGAAUGCUCAGGACAAUGAAGAUCACGUUCCUCUACACUUCUGCUGUCGAUUUGGACACCAUGAAAUCGUAAAGUUCUUACUGCAGAGCAGCUUCGAAGUUCAGCCCCAUGUGGUGAAUAUCUAUGGAGACACACCUUUACAUCUUGCGUGUUACAAUGGAAAGUUUGAAGUUGUCAAGGAAAUAAUUCAGCUCUCAGGAACAGAAAGUCUCACUAAAGAAAAUAUAUUCAGUGAAACAGCUUUCCACAGUGCUUGCACCUAUGGAAAGAACAUAGAACUUGUAAAAUUUCUUCUUGACCAGAAUGUUGUAAGCAUCAAUCACCAGGGAAGAGAUGGACAUACAGGAUUACACUGUGCUUGCUACCAUGGUCAUAUUCGACUUGUACAGUUCUUACUGGAUAAUGGAGCUGAUAUGAAUCUGGUAGCUUGUGAUCCCAGCAGGUCCAGUGGAGAAAAGGAUGAGCAGACCUGUUUGAUGUGGGCUUAUGAGAAAGGUCAUGAUGCCAUUGUGACCCUUCUGAAGCAUUAUAAGAGACCUCAAGAUGAAUCACCCUGUAAUGAAUACUCACAACCUGGAGGCGAUGGUUCCUAUGUGUCAGUUCCAUCCCCUCUAGGAAAGAUUAAAAGCAUGACUAAAGAAAAGGCAGAUGUUCUUCUCCUCCGUGCUGGUUUGCCAUCACAUUUCCAUCUUCAGCUCUCUGAAAUAGAGUUCCAUGAGAUUAUCGGCUCAGGGUCUUUUGGAAAAGUAUAUAAGGGACGAUGCAGAAAUAAAAUUGUUGCAAUCAAGCGCUAUCGAGCCAAUACCUACUGCUCCAAAUCUGAUGUGGACAUGUUCUGCCGUGAAGUUUCCAUUCUCUGCCGAUUGAAUCAUCCAUGUGUCAUCCAGUUUGUGGGAGCUUGCUUAGAUGACCCAAGUCAGUUUGCUAUAGUCACUCAGUAUAUUUCUGGAGGAUCGCUCUUCUCCCUGCUUCAUGAACAGAAGAGAACUCUUGAUCUGCAGUCUAAAUUAAUCAUUGCUGUAGAUGUUGCCAAAGGCAUGGAGUACCUCCACAAUCUCACACAACCAAUCAUACAUCGUGAUUUGAACAGUCACAAUAUUCUCCUGUAUGAGGAUGGUCAUGCAGUUGUUGCUGAUUUUGGAGAAUCUAGAUUUUUGCAAUCCGUGGAUGAAGACAAUAUGACAAAACAACCUGGGAACCUACGCUGGAUGGCCCCUGAGGUGUUCACCCAGUGUACAAGGUACACCAUAAAAGCUGAUGUUUUCAGCUAUGCUUUGUGCCUCUGGGAGCUGUUAACGGGUGAAAUUCCGUUUGCUCACCUGAAACCAGCGGCGGCAGCAGCAGAUAUGGCGUACCACCACAUCCGCCCACCCAUCGGGUACUCCAUCCCCAAGCCCAUCUCCACCUUGCUGAUGAGGGGCUGGAACGCCUGUCCCGAGGGGAGACCAGAGUUUUCGGAAGUAGUCACAAAAUUAGAAGAAUGUCUGUGCAAUAUUGAGUUAAUGUCUCCAGCCUCCAGCAACAGCAGUGGUUCUCUGUCUCCCUCCUCAUCUUCGGACUGUCUUGUUGCACGAGGAGGUCCUGGCCGUAGUCACGUUGCAGCACUACGUAGUCGGUUUGAAUUGGAAUAUGCCUUGAAUGCACGAGCUUACGCUGUCUGGUCACAGAGCACUGGGCACCACCCUUCUCAGGGUCUGUCUUUGGAUGACAUGAGAAGAAACUUCCAGUACCCACCAAUCGACAAAAAUGGCUAUGUGUCGGAUCCCAUGAGUACCAUGAGGUUUCAUUCCUGCAGCAGCAGUGGCAGCUUUGAAGAAAGCAGCUGACAGCAUGAACCGUCCGCCUGCAGAGGGACUCACCAUCAACCGGCAGCAACAGUUCUCACAGUAUCAGUCUAACUCCCAGGCAUCGUGUGUUACAGUGAAGAUUCCUAAACUGAACAGCUUUAUUUGUUGAUGGCAAAUGCCCCUGUCAUAAGUUCUGCUCUAGCAUCUUUCUCUGCUGACCUGCUUGAGAGUUGGUGUUUUUUUGGUGGUGUGCAUCUAUUCUUUAAUGAAGCGAACGUCCACAAGGAAUGCUGCACUUUCAUCUUGAGCAUUAAUAAUUAGAAGAGAUGAAAGUAAAAAUGCAUCUGGUAUAUUUUCAGAGCUUCAAGGCAAGAUGUUCUUAGCUUGGACUGCACAAAGGCUUGGGGCUAUCAGCCCCUCCCUGACCGGUAGGUGCCAGGGAGCUGCCAGCCCAGUCCCCAUCAAGAAGAGGAGCAGCCUGUCACUCCCCACCACCAUCCAGGCCACUGUGGAGGCAAAGUUUUUCCUGCUCCCAGCUUCUGAACCAGAUCUAGUUUCUUUUUUGAGUUCCCCGCAGUCCCAGACAUGUCCCCUGUCUCAUUUUCAUCACCAUGGGCUCAGGCAGGUCCCCAGCACAGCAGCCCCAUGGCUGCAGCUCUUCAGAGCCCUGAUCUUUGGGUGCUCUCCUGCUCGAUGAGAAUAAAGAGAUGUUUGGGUAGCCAUCUUAACUGUACUCUUCCAGACAUUUGUGUUUUCUUAGCCACUUUCUUGUUUUGGUUUGAGUGAUUGUUUUUCCCAAAGAGUGUAAGCUUUCAUUCUGACAUUUGCUUACAAAAAGCAACACAGGUACUCCAAAACAAACUUUAAAACAGAAGGAAAGUAUGUAAAAUUGUGUCACAAAUAUGAUAAUGUUAACACAGUGCAAAGUUGCAUUUUUGACUCAAAGUAAAACUGCGGCAGAGUGCCAUCUAGCGCGUGCAGAGCUAAAUGAGUGCCAUGACUGGGCUUUGCAACAGCAAUUCUGAUCACUGGGAAUUGAAAAAAAAAAAAAAAAAAAAAAAAAGAGGUAGGGCAGGAGAACUUGAACUCUUCUUCUAGAAGCAAUUACAGAGUUAAUUAUGGUGUUAUUUUCUGGGGUCUUUUAUCAAAUUAGCAAAAUUUAGCUGCAAGCAAUCCUGCUGUAAUAGUAUUCCUUAACUAGCUUCAAAGACAGAGCUGACAUUGGCUGAGUAGAAAUCAGUGUUCACAAUUGCUGUGUGUUGCUCUGUGGAUAUUAUUCAGGAUGUUGGGUUCUUACAGCUAUGAUCCCCGAACCCAGGUCUGCGAUGAGGCAUCGUGCAGUGCAACACACAUGAACUAUAAAUGCGUAGUAGGCUCUACCAACUCACACCUUCCAUGCAUGGCAUUAAUUUCACAGUCCUGAAGCAAUAAAAAUGGGGAAGAUUUCACUUA
Aquila chrysaetos chrysaetos is the source of this 3977-nucleotide messenger RNA. RefSeq names its product TNNI3 interacting kinase (gene TNNI3K). Gene Ontology annotation, biological process: protein phosphorylation; regulation of transcription by RNA polymerase II. The transcript is spliced from 25 exons. The record is from RefSeq and is a predicted model, not a curated record. Lineage: Eukaryota; Metazoa; Chordata; Aves; Accipitriformes; Accipitridae. The coding region runs from base 57 to 2564 and encodes 835 amino acids. Gene Ontology annotation, molecular function: ATP binding; protein kinase activity; RNA polymerase II-specific DNA-binding transcription factor binding. Gene Ontology annotation, cellular component: nucleus.